Molecule: messenger RNA, 2733 nt
Organism: Parnassius apollo (apollo)
Lineage: Eukaryota; Metazoa; Arthropoda; Insecta; Lepidoptera; Papilionidae
Source: the annotation of a GenBank genome assembly
AUGAAAUCGAUACAAGGCCUCGACAUAUAUCAGUUUCCAACUAGUAAUAAUAAAGUCAAAGCCUGCAUCAUUGCCAAGCCUAAGUGCGGAGCAUUGUUAGGAAUUACACAAUUUUCAUUCUCCAAUCUUUGCGUUGUACAAAUAACUGUAGGUAGUAAAAAACUAUAUAUAGCUUCCGCAUACAUUGAACCCAGAUGCGACGAAUUAGCAACACUUGAACGUGUCGAUGCAUUCUUAAAAGCUACUAGUGACUCUCACCGUAUCUUGUGCGGAGAUUUUAAUGGGUGGCAUCCCCUGUGGGGUAGCGCGACUUCGAAUCCAAGAGGGCGCGAUGUGGCAGAAAUCAUGUUUGGAAACGACAUGUAUAUCUGUAAUGCCGGCUCAACUCCAACUUUUGAGACAGUAACCCAUGGAAGAAAUCGUACAUCAAUUAUAGAUUUAAUCUUUGCAUCUGGAUCCAUAUACGAAAAUAUCAGCAGAUGUCAAGUCAAUCUUGAGGCUUGCCCUUUAUCACAACAUAAUGCAGUCGAAAUGGUAUUAAACCUUUACAAUACAAACUUAUCAAAUAAUAACACAUCCACCUAUCAAUACAAAAGUAAUAAAGCAAACUGGGCAGAGUUUAAAUCUGCCUUGGAUACCCAUUUGUGUAACAGCGGAUGCCUGGAUGUGAACAUCUCCACACUUGGUGCCAAUGAAUUAGAAGAUUUUAUAACAAAAACCACUGACAUCAUACACGAGGCAUGUCGAGCAUCUAUGCCUGUCAGAAAAAGCGGCGCCAAGUAUAAGCCAAUAUGGUGGACUGAAAAACUAGAAAAUUAUAAAAAGGAAGUAAUCAACCUUCAUCACAAGAUACACCAAGCUAAAAAAAGAGGUCUCCCUCUUGAUCAGUUGAUAAAAGAGAGACAGGAAAAGAAAAAGGAGUAUGCAGAAGAACUUCGGCGAACAUCAACCAAUAAUUUCAAGGAAUUUUGCCAACGCCAAGACAAAGAAAAUGUCUGGUCACUUACGAACCGACUGCUAAAAGAAACCAAACGAAGUCGUCCACCAAGUACUUUACAAAUUGGUAACACAUAUACCGAUAACGAAGAAGAAACUUCAAAAGCAUUACUCAAUCAAUUUUACCCUGAUGACACUCCUGAUUCCAUUCCCAGACACGAAGAGCUCAGAAAAGACUAUAACAUUUUUUCAAAUACAGAUAAUGACCUCCCAUUCAGUGAAGAAGAAAUACUUGAACACAUCCAAAGUAUGAACCCAAAGCGAGCACCAGGAGUUGAUAAUCUUACAGCCGACAUUUGCACACAGUUUGCUCUAGCUUACCCAAAGUUACUAACUAAUAUAAUGAAUCGAUGUCUCUCUCUUCAAUAUUUCCCACGGCAAUGGAAAAUAGCUUAUGUUAAAAUUAUUCCGAAGCCUAAUAAAAAUAAUCCUAACGACUUAAGCGCAUUUCGCCCAAUGGUCUUUGUAUUUGGAAAAUUAUUGGAAAAAAGUUUCAUAGCCAGGGUCAAAUAUCAGGCCACAAGAAAUGGCAAAAUGUGCGAGCGACAAUUCGGCUUUAAAGAGCAGACUAACACCACAGCAGCCAUAUCUUCAGCUAUAGAAAUUGUUAAAAAAGCCAAGCAAAAUAACCAACAAGUCGUAGCAGUUUCCCUGGACAUCAAAGCUGCGUUUGACAACGCUUGGUGGCCUGCCUUGUUUCAAAGACUUAGACAUAUCCAGUGUCCCCGCAACAUCUUUGGGUUGAUACAUGACUAUGUCAAAGACAGACAAGUCACACUGGAUUAUGCAGGGUAUCAGACCACCAAAACUAUGUCUAGAGGUUGUGUACAGGGAUCAACUUGCGGCCCAACUCUAUGGAAUAUAAUAUUGGAUGAAUUGUUAGAAAUUCAACUUCCACCCGGAUGUCAUAUCCAGGCUUUUGCCGAUGACUUUUUACUAAUCGUUCACGCACAAGAUGUUAAUAAAUUACAAUUAACCACUAACUCGGCAUUAAACAAAAUUCUCCAAUGGGGACAUAGUGUCAAACUAACUUUCAGCUGGGAAAAAACGCAAGCAAUUGCUUUUACCGCCCAAGCUAAAACAGCGAAACUCAAAAUGAACGACAAUACAUUGCCUAUAGUAAAUCAAAUAAAAUUACUCGGAGUAAUAAUGGACUCAAAGCUCACCUUUAAAAACCACAUUAAGUACGUUCUAGAUAAAGCCACCCGUAUUUUCCACAAAUUAUGUACAUAUUGCCGACCCACUUGGGGGAUUAAUCCCGAAAAUAUUAGUAUAAUCUACCAUCAAGUAAUAGAACUUACAAUAACCUACGAUGCUGGUGUUUGGGGUGAAGCCACUUCCAAAAAGUGUUGUAAGAAAUUGCUGGAACGAACUCAACGCCUGUUUGCCCUCAAAGCUAUACAAGCUUUUCGCACAGUAUCCACCGCAGCAGUAUUAGCUCUCACUCAAUUCACGCCACUUGAUCUCAAAAUAAAGGAAGUGCACCAGCUUGAAAACAUCCGAAGCUCUGGUAUAACCCAAUAUUUGCCUGAAGAUAUUACCCUGGAAAAGCCCACACCACCUCAAUACCUCAUACAUCCAGCUUGUAGAAUCAAAAUCUUUAAAAAUUUCUCACCAGGCAAUGAACCUCCUUAUAGUGACCCUAACCAAACGCUUACUAACAUUUAUACAGACGACGUCUUAGAAAGACGCGGUUUCUUGUACACGCUUAGUUGUGGUGAGCUCUACGAUUUGUGA